AGUCUGUCAGCUCCAACUGGACGUGAAGAAAUGGCGUAACUAACACCUCUGUCUUUCUCUCUCUCACGCACACACUCUUUCUCUCACACAAAAACCCUAAAACCAAAACCUCCAAUUCGAAGCUUUUAAUGGCUUAUCAUCAGUUAAUCACUAUCUUUCUCCUUUCUUAUAUGCUCUUCAUCGUCAACUAUUCACUAAUGGUCUCAUCGACAUCGUCGAUCUCACCUUCGUCCCUUGGGGCAACGCCAAGAUCAAAGGCAACAACACCGUCAUUUGCUAGCAUGGGCCAUUUGAAUGCUUGCUAAACACUGCGGAGGCAUGUGCAAUCAUUGUCUGGCCUGAUCUGGUAAGAUUAAGACCUGGGCAUGAAAAUUAUUUUGUGUCAUAAACUUAUUGUUGGUAGAGGGGAUUAGUAUAUUUCAGAUUUUUACAUUAUUCACAUUAAUUUCAGAUUCUUACGGGAAACUGUUUCUUUUGUGUGUGAAGAUUUUGCUUUUUAUAGAGGAUUGUGUUAUAAUUUUGGUUGAAGUUUAUAAAACCUCUAGCAUGUGUUGAGUUCUUUGCAUACUGUUCUUAGUUUUGCAUAAACUCUAUUGAUUUUGUAAAUUGUUUGAGAAAAUGCAUAAAGUUUAUUGAUUCUGGAAAUGGAAUUCUUAGUUUUGCAUAAUUUAUAAUAGUUUUUUAGUUUCUCUAGUCCAACUAUUUUUGUCCCUUUUAUGAUGGGAAGUAUUACGGAAUAUUCAAGUCCUUUGAUUUUGUACUAUUUCCAUUUUCCUUUUACUCUCAGCUGAGGAAAUUAAGUGGCUAAUAUCAGAAGUUUUUUGUUUUUAUUAUUUUAUAUAUGAUGUAUGCAACAUUCAAAUCACUGUUAAAUUUUCAGUGGAUUGGGUUGUUGAUUCAAUUAUCUUGUUUAUGCAACUUAAAGAUUGCCAAAUCUUUUGAAAAGAGCUUCUUGUAGUAAUUUGAUGGCUUCUCAACAAGUCUGGAUGAUUUUCUUAAUGAUGAAGACAGUUCUGUACAUUCCUUCCUUGUAUUUUAGAUUCUUUGUAAUGUUUAUAUAAUGUUGAAAACGACCAUAAGCAGCAUAUCGUUACCAUCCAGUUAAAAAAAGGAAGCUUGCUUUGUCUCGUGGAUUAAUCGGGGAUUUCCCGGACACCCCAAGGAAGCUUGCUUGAGCGAUUCAAAGUAAGCUAUGGUUGUGGAACCAGGAAUGCAGAAAUUAACCCAACUCUAAUUAAAUUUAGGUUGGGAUGGGAUCAACGUAUCAGGUAACCUGAAACCUACGUACUGUGGACUUAGAUAAUUAUCAAUUAAGAAGAAGAUAAGAGUUCAUCAAAUUCGAUGUGUUUGGCUUAUUGAUAAAAAUUAUUGCUUUUAAAUAGUUUUCAAUAUUCUGUUAUUUUUUAGACAAAACAGUGUGUGGACUGUUGUUACCCAGGAAUCCUCUCAACAUGACCUGAAUUCAAGUGUAGGUUGAAAUAUCGUUGGGAGAUAGGAGAUAUAGUUGAAUCCCAAGGAGUUGAACACGGGCACACUGCUAGGCCACUGGAUAAUGCCCUAGUUGAAUUUUGUGGAUUUGUGUCUUAGUUGAAUAUCAACCACUUACCAAACUGGAGAAGGAUGAAGGAAUAUUCUUACCCUUUAUUGGAUGAAUGUGUAACAUGUAUUUAGAUGAACAGUUUCUGGGCAUCAUCUUAAUCAGUAUAGAUUUGAGUGAAAAGGAUGAUAAGACUACCAAAGUCUAAUCAAUACUUAUUUUUAUUAUUGAACAAUGCUAUUUUAAGUGAUUUUGGUUCUUAUUGGAACCGAAAGUUACUUGACCAAAAAAGAAAAAAUGACAUAAAGUGGAUCCACCAUUAGUUAAUUUUUGAUCUGUUAAACCAUAAAUUAGUGAAUCGUCCGUAAUGCGGGAUGAUUUUUUGUCUAGCCCAUUCUAGACUGAAAAGAACUAGUGCAUUUAUUUAUUAAUUAUUGUAAUUUAUAUGUAGUAUUCACCAAAACAAUCAAACACAACAAUCAAUUAGAAAGAAGAGAGAUAUAGAAUCGAGAGAGGGGGAAUAUUACAUAUAAUAAGUGUGCAAUUGUUGUUGUAUCAUGACUUGGAUUCGGCUUGCACCACAUAACCCCAUUUGCUGGCAUUCAUAAUGCAUUAUGGUGGAAGAAGUUUGGAGUGAUAACAAUAAUGUUGGUGGUGGUGGGUUCCUCAUUAAUAUAAUAUUUAUAACAUUAAUGAAUUUUUGUCUAAUGCUGAAAAUCCAACAACCAUUAAGCAAGUGUUCAGUGUGGGACAAAAUACGAGAAGAAGUAAAUAUUCAAUGAUGAUUGACACAAAUUACUUAAAAAUUUGGGAGAAUUAUAUAUAAAUGGAGUCAAAGUUUCAUAUUUACUUAGAGAUUGAGUCAAAGUUUUAUAUUUCUCUAAAAUGGAUUGUUGAGGUGACACAUGGUUUUUUACUGUUUAAAAAAUUGUGGUGCCUAAAAUGCCCUUUCCUAAUAAAAAAGUAGUACCUUCAGUUCAAAAAAGUAAUACUUUCAGUUCAAAAAAGUAAUACCUUUGGAGAAAAAGUAGUACCUUCGCGGGUGUUUAAAAAACAUGGUACCUGGACGCCAAAAAGUAGUACCUUCAGUUCAAAAAAGUAGUACCUUCGAAGAAAAAGUAAUACCUUCGCGAAAGGGUAUUUUAGGCACCACAAUUUCUAAACAGUAAAAAACCAUGUGCCACCUAAGUAAUCCAUUUUAGAGAAAUAUGUAAUUUUGACUCAGCCUCUAAGUAAAUAUGGAACUUUGACUCCAUUUAUAUGUAAUUUUUCCUAAAAAAUUUUCAUAAAAAAGGAGAAAUAUGCCAAACUUCACGUACUUUUAACAAUGUAAUUGCUCACAUACGUACUUAUAACUAUAAAAAAGGGAGAGGAAACACUACAGAGACUGGAGAGUCGUGGUGGAGACUAGAGUGAGAAACUGAGGGGGUAGAGAGAGUUAGAGAGAGAGAGAGAGGAGGAAAUGUCGGCUAAAGAAGGGGAGGUGGUUUGCGUAACGGGAGGCAGUGGGUAUAUCGGUUCGUGGCUGGUCUGUCUCCUCCUCGAACGCGGCUACACCGUUCACGCCACCGUGAAAGAUCUCAAGGAUGAAAAAGAAAAUAAGCAUCUCGAAGCCCUAGAAGGUGCGCAAUCGCGUCUCCAUCUCUUCCAGAUCGAUCUCCUCCACUACGACUCCAUUGUCGCCGCCGUCACUGGCGCCAACGGCGUCUUCCACCUCGCAUCUCCCUGUAUUGUCGAUCGAGUUCAUGAUCCUGAGAAGGAGCUAUUGGACCCGGCGAUUAAGGGGACCAACAAUGUACUCACGGCAGCAAAGGAGCUGGGGGUCCGGCGAGUGGUGGUGACCUCAUCCACAUCGGCGAUCAGUCCGAGCUGGUACUGGCCAGCUGAUGUAGUCAAGGAUGAAAAUUGCUGGACAGAUAUUGAUUACUGCAAGACAAAAGGACUGUGGUAUCCACUUUCUAAAACACUAGCUGAGAAAGCGGCUUGGGAAUUUGCCAAGGAAAAAGGUUUGGAUGUGGUUGUGGUGAAUCCUGGAACCGUUAUGGGACCUAUCCUGCCCCCAGCCCUUAAUGCAAGCAUGUUAAUGAUUCUUCGCCUUCUUCAGGGCUGCACAGAGAUCUAUAAGGAUUUUUUUAUGGGGUCUGUCCAUGUUAAAGAUGUGGCCCUAGCACACAUAUUAGUGUAUGAAAACACGUCAGCAACUGGAAGGCACUUGUGUGUGGAAGCUAUAUCUCAUUAUGGCGACUUUGCUGCAAAGGUUGCAGAACUUUACCCUGAAUAUAAAGUGCCCAGGUUGCCAAAGGAUACCCAUCCUGGACUGCUGAGGACCAAGGAUGGAUCUAAGAAGCUAAUGGACUUAGGUCUACAAUUCAUCCCCAUGGAGCAAAUAGUCAAGGACUCUGUCGAGAGUUUAAAGAGCAAAGGGUUUAUUUCUUGAAUGAAACCUUCAAGCCUCUGCACACCUGGAACUGGUAAAGGCCAAGAACUUUGUGGGAUAAAAGUAUAACAAUAAAGAUAUUGGGUACAUAUUGAUCAAUGAGAUAUCCUUGUAAUUUUGGGCUGGGGUUGCAACUGAACUAACCUGAGUUCGAAAUUGUGUGUAUUUUGUUAUGUUUUAUUUAGUUUAUUAUUGGUUUUGUGUUAAUUUUUCUUUUCAAGUUGAGGUUCUGCUGAGCUGCUUUUAGAGAUAUUCUAAUGGAAAAGUUAUAAUCUAGUUGACUCUC
Molecule: messenger RNA, 4260 nt
Organism: Cornus florida
Lineage: Eukaryota; Viridiplantae; Streptophyta; Magnoliopsida; Cornales; Cornaceae
Product: cinnamoyl-CoA reductase CAD2-like
Exons: 7
Coding region: 3000-3974 (324 amino acids)
Molecular function (GO): oxidoreductase activity, acting on the CH-OH group of donors, NAD or NADP as acceptor
Source: RefSeq, a predicted model, not a curated record